AUGGAAACAUGUAAAUUAGUCAAAAGAUUUAAUCCAAAAUUAUCAAAAACAUUUAAAAAAUUAUUAAAUCCAAAAAAAAUACAUAUUAAAUUUGGUACUGGUGAAAUUGAAGGUACACCUGCUAAUGAUAUUAUUAAUAUUAAUAAUAUGUCAUUUAAACAAAAUUUUGCACUUGUUGAUUAUGAAUCGGAUUCUAAUGUUUUUCAGAAAAUAAAAUUUGAAGGUAUAGUUGGAUUAGGAUUUUCAGAAAUGUCAAGUAUAUCAGGACCAUCAAUACUAGAGAAUAUAUUUUCAUAUAAUAAUAUGGAAAAGGAAUUUGCAUUUUAUAUUAAUGAUGAUGAUGCUUUAUUAAUGUUUGGUGGUGCUGAUGACAGAUUUUAUGAAGGUGAUUUAAAAAUGUUUCCAGUUGUUAGAGAACAUUAUUGGGAAGUUUCACUUGAUGCUAUUUAUCUUGAUAAUAUUAAAUUAUGCUGUAAUCAACCAAGUUAUAUUAUUUUCGAUUCUGGUACUUCACUUAAUAGUUUUCCAAGUUCUGAAUUCAAUUAUUUUAAACAACUUAUACAAUCGGUACGUUACCCCGUUACGGUGCUUGCUCCUCCCCUACGGGGGGGAUGUAAAAAUGGUAAUGAUAUGAUAUUAACAUAUAUUAUGGGUGGUGAAAAAAUAAUUUUAAGACCUGAAGAAUAUAUUUAUAUUGAUAAUGAUGAAUAUAUUCCUGGUUAUAUGCAAUUAGAUGUACCAUCUGAAUUUGGACAUGCUUAUGUACUUGGUUCUUCUACUUUUAUGAAAUUUUAUUUUACUCUUUUUCAACAAUAUACUGAUCGACCUUCUAUGGUAUGUUACAGUUACGUUACGGUGCUUGUACAUCCCCUACGGGGGUACUAG
Messenger RNA from Theileria annulata, 885 nucleotides. RefSeq names its product pepsinogen, putative. Bases 1 to 885 code for a protein of 294 amino acids. The record is from RefSeq and is a predicted model, not a curated record. Gene Ontology annotation, biological process: proteolysis. Gene Ontology annotation, molecular function: aspartic-type endopeptidase activity. The transcript has 5 exons. NCBI's taxonomy places the organism in Eukaryota, Apicomplexa, Aconoidasida, Piroplasmida, Theileriidae.